Toxotes jaculatrix (banded archerfish) is the source of this 6470-nucleotide messenger RNA. RefSeq names its product membrane associated guanylate kinase, WW and PDZ domain containing 1b (gene magi1b). The transcript has 24 exons. Lineage: Eukaryota; Metazoa; Chordata; Actinopteri; Toxotidae. Gene Ontology annotation, cellular component: cytoplasm. Gene Ontology annotation, biological process: signal transduction. Gene Ontology annotation, molecular function: protein binding. The record is from RefSeq and is a predicted model, not a curated record. The coding region runs from base 508 to 5646 and encodes 1712 amino acids.
UUCAGCUAAAUACACUGGAGCGUCGUACCUGGUUAAAGGAGCAGAGGACGGUGACAGCAGCCGAUAAAGUCAGCGGUCUGAUGCGGAGAAGAGGGAGUGCAGCCGCUGUUUGAGUGGAGGAAAGAAAGAAACAUCAUUUAAAGUGAGUUUAAAAGAAAAACCGAGAGGAUUUAAAAAGUGGACACGAGACGCGAGUGGGACCGUGGCAGAUGUAAGAUGACAUCGAUAAAGGAGGAUUAAAUUGCGGGGAUGUUGAGAAAAUAAUGAAAACAAUAUUGGCACAGUAACGAGUGACUUCAGUGCGGACAGGAAUGGCUUGAUUUCUCACCCCGGGACAGCGGUGGGACAACACAGUCUGAGGCGCUCAUGUUUCUGUGGAAGGGAAAGAAAGUUUGCUGCGCUUCACUCGGAUACAAGUCUACUUUCUGCGAGGCAUUGCUGCCGUGACCGUUUCUCAUCCCAGUGGCAGAGCCCGCUUGGUUUGGUGUCGGCUUGUAACUGUUCACAAUGUCCAAACCGGCGCUAAAGAAAAACCACUGGACCUCCAGAGUGAACGAGUGCACCGUCUCCAAAGAUGCCCGUGGCGACUUGAAUGUGCCGCUGCGCGGCGGCGCGGAAAACGGAGAGUUCGCCUACAUCGGGCAAGUUAAUGAGGAUGUCGUGGUUUACAAAAGUGGAAAAUUAAGUGAAGGGGAGCUGCUGCUGGAGGUCGAGAACCUCGCUAUUUCGGGAUUACCCUUGUACGACGUGCAGACAGUGAUAAAGAACUGCAAAGGUCCCGUCAGGUUGAAAACUGUCAGGCAAGGAAGCAAGCUUAACAAGGACCUGAAGCAUUAUCUGAGCCAGCGCUUCCAGAAGUCCUCGCCUGACCACGAACUGCAGCAGACCAUCCGAGACAACCUCUAUCGUCACGCCGUGCCUUGUACAACCCGCGCCCCACGAGAAGGAGAAGUUAGUGGCGUGGACUACAACUUCCUCUCAGUGGAGGACUUUCUGGAAUUGGAGAAGAGUGGGACCCUGUUGGAGAUAGGAACGUAUGAAGGUAACUAUUAUGGGACGCCCAAGCCACCGGUGCAGCCCCCCGGUGGGAAAGUGAUUAGCAGUAGCGGUAGCGGCGGUGAUGCCCCUCUGCCAGACGGGCUCAGCGGUAGCCUGCCGGGCUCGCAGCACUCCACUCCCCGACGCACCAAGUCCUACAAUGACAUGCACAAUGCUGGAAUAGUGCCUGGAGAGCAGCAGCAGGAGGACGACGAGGACCUCCCUGACAUGAACAGUAGCUUUACAGGAGACUCUAGUGAAUUAGACGAGAUUCAUCACUCGGUGCGCCCCUUCGCCCCCCGCCAGAGUGACCCGUCCUACGCUGGGACAACCCCCUCACCACCGGCCACCACGGAGAGCACACAGCAGACACACUCUCACCUGAGCCAUCCUCCCCCGGAGGACCCGCUGGGACCUCUGCCUGACAACUGGGAGAUGGCCUACACCGAGAACGGAGAGGUCUACUUUAUAGACCACAAUACAAAAACCACCUCCUGGAUAGACCCUCGGUGCCUGGACAAGCCUCAGAAACCCCUGGAAGAAUGUGAAGAUGAUGAAGGGGUCCAUACAGAAGAGCUGGACAAUGACCUAGAACUUCCACCGGGAUGGGAGAAAAUAGACGAUCCAGUGUAUGGGGUCUACUAUGUUGAUCAUAUCAACAGGAAGACCCAGUAUGAGAAUCCAGUGCUGGAGGCUAAGAGGCGCAGGCAGCUGGAACAGCAGCAGCCUCAGCAGCCUCAGCCCCAAAGCCAGCAGCCACCUGAAGGUGAGCGCUACAUCCGAGAAUGGAUCGAGGACUCCACGUUGGCAGGGGCCCCUCUGGCCAGCUAUGCUGCCAACCACCAGGAGACCUACAGGGACCCUCAGACAGGACCCACAGUGCCCAACGCGAUGGGACAAAAAAGAGGGAAGCCUUUCUUUACUCGGAACCGAUCUGAGCUGAAGGGGACUUUCAUCAAUACCAAGCUGAAAAAGAGUCGUCGGGGGUUCGGCUUCACUGUUGUUGGAGGUGAUGAGCCAGACGAGUUCCUGCAGAUAAAGAGCCUGGUCCUAGACGGACCUGCUGCCCUCGAUGGCAAGAUGGAGACAGGUGAUGUGAUCGUGAGCGUCAACGAUACAUGUGUGCUAGGCUACACCCACGCCCAAGUUGUGAAAAUCUUCCAGUCCAUCCCAAUUGGUUCCAUGGUCAACUUGGAGUUGUGCCGUGGCUACCCACUGCCCUUUGACCCCGAUGACCCCAACACCAGCCUGGUUACCUCAGUGGCUAUUCUCGACAACAAAGAGCCCAUCAUUGUCAACGGCCAGGAGGCUCCCAACAGCUAUGAUUCGCCUUCCAGCCACGGCAGUCAGAACAACAACAACGGCUCCACCAAUGGCGGGGCACCCCUCAACGGCCUUCCCCGACCCCACAGCCCCUCUGCUGAGGUGGCGUCUGAUACCUCUUCCCAGCUCGGCUACCCCAGCGACGUGGUCACCCUGGCCUCGUCCAUCGCCACACAACCAGAGCUCAUCACUGUACACAUGGAGAAAGGAGACAAGGGCUUCGGCUUCACCAUAGCCGACAGUCCCGGAGGUGGAGGCCAGAGAGUGAAGCAGAUCGUGGACUACCCUCGCUGCCGCGGCCUCAAGGAGGGGGACAUCAUUGUGGAGGUGAACAAGAGGAACGUUCAGAGCAUGUCUCACAACCAGGUGGUUGACCUGCUCAGCAAGUGUCCCAAGGGCAGCGAGGUCACCAUGCUGGUGCAGAGAGGGGUGGCACCUGCAAAGAAGAGCCCGAAACUGGAUGAUUUUGAGCUGGCUCCUCCAUACAGAGAUUACACUAGGAGGCAGUUAUCAAGAAAGGACAGCCAGAACAGCUCGCAGCAUAGUGUUUCCAGCCACCGGAGCAUCCACACAGACUCACCCGUACACCCAUCCCUGGCACCCCCUCUCAGCGAGAGCAUCGCUCCCCCGCCCCCCUCUCAGCCCCUGCCAGGCCUGCCACCGCAGGACUCCACGGCAGACGGGACCAUCCAGAGAAAACCAGACCCCUUUAAGAUCUGGGCCCAGUCCAGGAGCAUGUAUGAAAGUAGGCUUCCAGACUUCCAAGAGCAGGACAUUUUCCUGUGGAGAAAGGACACAGGGUUCGGUUUCAGGAUCCUCGGAGGCAACGAGCCAGGAGAGCCUAUCUACAUCGGCCACAUAGUCAAGUACGGUGCCGCAGAUGAGGACGGACGCCUGCGCUCCGGCGAUGAGCUGAUAUGCGUGGACGGCACAGCAGUGGUGGGCAAGUCGCACCAACUGGUGGUGCAGCUGAUGCAGCAGGCGGCCAAGCAGGGCCACGUCAACCUCACUGUGCGACGCAAAACCAGCUACGCCGUUAAAGCAGAGGGAGACGUGCCUCCAUCGCCGGCAUCCUCCCACCACAGCAGUACCCAGGCGCCCAGCCUGACGGAGGAGAUAGGGAAGCGAACCCCGCAGGGCAGCCAGAACUCCCUCAACACCGUCAGCUCCGGCAGCGGCUCCACCUCCGGCAUCGGCAGCGGGGGAGGAGGCGGAGGGGUGGGGGGCAGCAGCAACGCUGUAGUCGCUGCUGCAGCCGUUACCACUUCUUCUCAGCCCCCCAACGCCACCUCCACUCCCUCCUCCUCCGCCUUGCAGCCCUAUGACGUAGAGAUCCGCCGCGGCGAGAACGAAGGAUUUGGGUUUGUCAUCGUCUCGUCCGUGUCCCGGCCGGAAGCGGGCACCACUUUCGGGCGUAUCAUUGAGGGGAGCCCAGCAGACCGCUGCGGGAAGCUGAAAGUCGGCGACCGCAUCCUGGCCGUGAACGGGUGCUCCAUCACUAACAAGUCCCAUUCCGACAUUGUCAACCUCAUCAAGGAGGCCGGGAACACCGUCACACUACGCAUCAUUCCUGGAGACGAGUCAUCAAAUGCGUCGUUGCUGACAAAUGCAGAGAAGAUCGCCACUAUAACCACCACUCACACACCUCAGCAACAGGCUGCACCCGAGGCCAGGAACAACACCAAACCAAAACAAGAAUCCUUUGAAUUCAAACCCCCACAAGGCCCCCCUCCCCAGCCGCCUACACAAGUCUCAGCUCAGGAUGCUGAGUUCUACUCCGUGGACCUGGAGCGAGACAACAAAGGCUUCGGCUUCAGCCUGCGGGGAGGCAGAGAAUACAACAUGGACCUGUACGUGUUGAGGCUAGCUGAGGACGGAGCGGCCGUCCGCAACGGAAAGAUGAGGGUUGGCGAUGAAAUCUUGGAGAUCAAUGGCGAGAGCACCAAGGGCAUGAAGCACGCGCGAGCCAUCGAGCUCAUCAAGAGUGGAGGCCGGCGCGUCCAUCUGGUGCUGAAGAGGGGCGACGGCUCGGUGCCUGAAUAUGACGGCAGCCCCAACGACAGCAGCACAGCCAACCCAGCCUCAGGGUUACAAAACGCUGCGGAAGUGAGCAACCUGCCCCCAACCAACGCGCCAUCGGAGUCAAGCUACCCACCAGAACCUCACCAACCAUCCCGGAGCAAGAAGGAGCCGGGCCACAGCUCUACCGGCACUGGCAAGCAGCACCAUUCCAACCACCGCCACCGCUCCCCUCACAAGAAAACCAGCAAGGGAAAACACAAGGGGAAAAAGUCCACAGGGAAGGACCUGUCCAAGGUGAAAAAGAAGGAUGACAAGGGAAGUGACAGCCACCGCCACCAUUCCAGCGGACACCACCGUAGCCGCCACCGCUCGCCCGACAAGAGGCAUAGCAGGUCGCGCAGUGCAGAAAACACCCUGGACUCCCGUCAUGGGGGACACCGCCGCGGCCGCUCUCCCGACAAGCACCACAGUCAUCACUCCUCCUCUCACCACCGCCAUCGCUCACCCUACCGCUCUCCUUACCGUUCACCUCACCGCCACAGGUCCCCCCACCGAUCUCGGCACCACUCCCCCACCAGACGCCACGCCCACUCUUCAGAACCCUACCGCCGGUAUGCUUCCCCAGAGAGACAAAGCCGCAGCAAUGAGAAGCCCAACGGGGAUGAGGCCGUAUUGAAGGAGCCACCCAAGACUCCUGAACCCAGCCUCCCUCUUGAGGACAGCAUCCUCCGUGAGCCCCCAGCCCUGGACCGCCUGAACAGGGAGGUCUUGUUUCCGCCACUGCGCAGGGAGGAGCGCCUGUACGGGGAGGACAGCCUGCUGAUGAGAGCCUCCUCCAUGGAGAGAGCCUACAGGGGGGACAGCCUGCUGAGGGACGUGGCAUCCCGGGCCCCGAGAGACAACUACAGAGAUACCACCCUGCCCAGAGUGCGUACGCCGGAAUCAGAUUCCGCAUACAAGAGGUACAGCUCGCUGCUGAGGGGGCGCUCACCUGAGAGGAUGGAGAGAGACGGGCGGUACGCCAGCCGAGGUAGCUCCCCUGAGCCGCAGUACCGAGCCCGCAGCCUUGGACGAGAUAUCUCCCCGAUCAGGAGUUCCAGAAGAGACGACUCGGAGGACGAAGAGGAUGAUGACAAUUUCGUAGCGGCUAAGGUGCGAGAGUACUACAGCACGCUCAAGACCAACACCAGUCAAUCUUCCAAAAAAACAGUCCCAGAGCCCAAGAAGACCUACAAGGAGAACCCCAAAGACCUGAGCAUCUGAUUGGACAGCUGUCAGCCAAUCACAGCAACCACCCACAGAACACCUCAAGUACUCACUCCCAUUACCACUUGGUUCUACAGAAACGCGCCCAGCUGUGUACACACACACACACACACAUACACACACACACCAGACAACACACAUACACUAACACAAAUUUACACACAUUAUGUGACAAUGUUGAGUUACUAACAAGACAGUGAUUCCAAAAUGACUUUUGAAAGUAGUUUUUCUUUCUUUCUUUUUUUAAUUGUAUGUUUUAUUUUCCUUUUUUUUUCUUGUUUUUGGUUAAGCAUUCUACAUUUACAGUAACUCAGACUUUUCCAGAAAAUGUAAAACCAUAAAAAACAAUGAUGUGCCUAACAGUUCCAUUAACGAGCGACAUUUUGUUUUUUGAUUUGAUAUUUGGCAGGCGCUUUGUGCCGCGCUGUCAAGAUGAUGAAAUGUAUGUACUUUUCCACGAGGAUCCCAUGGAAGUACCGCGCACCUGGAUCACCCUGUAACCGGUGCUCACAAUGAUGCUGUGCAUGUCUUUACCGGUUUCAAUGUCUCUUUCUCUUUCUCUCUCUCUAUCUCUCCUGCCUUCAUUCUUUCUCUCUCUCUCUCUCUCUCUCUCUCUCUCUCUCUGUCUCUCUCUUUCUCUCCCCAGUGCCACUGUUUUUUAGACAUUUGACCAGACUAUAGCACAAGCCUGCAUUUGUUUGUAUAUUUUUGACAGUUUGCAGUAUGUGUACAUUCAGAGGUGAUCAUUUUAAAUGAAUGAAGGGGAAAUUAAAAGUUAAACUAUGAUGAUGAUGAUGAUGAUGUUAAAAUAAAAUAAUAUA